AUCACACAUCUGCGUGAACGUCCACCCCCUAGCACUUUCAAUGACAGUUUGCACACGUUUUUCGACGUUUCAUUAAAAAACUAAAGGUAGUGACAGUAUAAACCGACUACCAUGCAAAGAGCCGCACAUACAACACUGUAUGUCUGGCCUCACAGAGUCGGUGCAACGAUGAUACGACAGUGUUUGAAAAGCAGAGCAGUGUCCCUGCAGCUGAGCUCACGUGCUUACAGUGUGAUCCCACCCCCUCGCGACAGUGAGGAGAAGGAGAUGCUGGACCGAAUGCUGCGCGUGGACCAUGCAGGUGAAUAUGGUGCCAACCGCAUCUAUGCCGGCCAGAUGGCAGUGUUGGGUAGAUCUAGGAUGGGACCUCUUAUCCAGCAAAUGUGGGAUCAAGAAAAGAAACACCUUGAGAAAUUCAAUGAAAUUCUAGCAGAGAACAGAGUUCGGCCCACAGCGCUGUUGCCCCUCUGGAACGCCGCUGGGUUUUUAUUAGGGGCAUCCACUGCAAUGCUUGGAAAGGAGGGUGCCAUGGCCUGCACUGUGGCGGUGGAGGAGAGCAUCUCAGAGCACUACAACAGCCAGAUAAGAGCUCUGAUGGAGAAGGACCCAGAGAGAUACACUGAACUGUUACAAAUAAUAAAGGAAUUCAGAGACGAUGAGAUGGAACAUCAUGAUACUGGAUUGGAACAUGAUGCUGAAACACUACCUGGAUACUGGCUCCUAAAAAAUGCUAUACAGCUGGGCUGCAAAGCUGCGAUAUAUGUCUCUCAACGUGUCUGACUAUUUAAAAUAAAACAACUUUUUUGUAUUGAUACCUUGACUUGAAUUUGAAUUGAUGUUCAGAUUCUGCUAUACUGUAAAUGAAGCACCUUGUGAUGCCUCACUUUGUUGUACCUUUGCCAGAUUAA
This is a messenger RNA of Scomber japonicus (chub mackerel), 908 nucleotides long. RefSeq names its product coenzyme Q7 homolog, ubiquinone (yeast) (gene coq7). Gene Ontology annotation, cellular component: mitochondrial inner membrane; nucleus. The transcript is spliced from 6 exons. Bases 112 to 780 code for a protein of 222 amino acids. NCBI's taxonomy places the organism in Eukaryota, Metazoa, Chordata, Actinopteri, Scombriformes, Scombridae. Gene Ontology annotation, molecular function: 3-demethoxyubiquinol 3-hydroxylase activity. The record is from RefSeq and is a predicted model, not a curated record. Gene Ontology annotation, biological process: regulation of reactive oxygen species metabolic process; ubiquinone biosynthetic process; regulation of gene expression.